Molecule: messenger RNA, 864 nt
Organism: Brenthis ino (lesser marbled fritillary)
Lineage: Eukaryota; Metazoa; Arthropoda; Insecta; Lepidoptera; Nymphalidae
Source: the annotation of a GenBank genome assembly
AUGAAUACUGAAUUACCAAGCACAUAUUUCCUUUCACCUGAGCAACGACAGUUCUAUGAGGAAAAUGGAUAUUUGGUGAUCAAAGGAUUUAUAGAUUUUGCUUCUUUAUAUACUUAUAAGCAAAGAUUUAGUCAAAUUACUAGCAGGAAUGUAGAUAGAGGUUCGAUGAGAAUUGUUAAAGAAAAAAAAUUAAUAUCACAAGGUUUAACAGGCGAAGAUGUGAUCAACAAGAUCAGCGAAAUACACUACGAUGAAGUGUUCAUGUCGUAUACAGAACACCCUCGAUUGAUCCAUGUUAUAUCGCAAUUCAUCGGAGACGACAUGCGUGUAAUGAACAGUAUGGUAAUAAAUAAGCCGCCUGGAAGCGUCAGUCAUCCUCCACAUCAGGAUUUAUUCUACUUUCCAUUUCGACCCGCGGAGAAAAUAAUAGCGGCGUGGACCGCCGUCGACGACGCCACGAUAGAGAACGGCUGUCUGUACAUCGUGCCCAAGUCCCACAAACGUAACAUCAUGUAUAAACAUGGAAACAUCGAAGAUGCUACCAACGUAUUGUACCACGGGAUUCUGGAUCAAGCUGUGGCCUCUGAGCCCCGGUUUUACUUGGAAAUGAGUCCGGGGGAUACGGUGUUCUUCCAUCCCCUAGUAGUCCAUGGGUCAGGACCUAAUACCACUCAGCGCUACCGCAAGUCGAUGACGGCGCACUACGCCGCCGCGGACGUGCACUACAUAGACGUGCGCGGCUCCAUACAGGAGGACCUCGCCAAGGAGACGGAGGAGCUGGUCAAGAAAUAUGGCUUACAUAUGUCCUAUGCGGAGUUAUGGCAGUUGAAAAGCAAGGAGGUGACACGCGUUAAGUCCAAGCUA